AUGUCAGGAAAACGAGAGAAGAUCUCUUUAGUGAUCCUAGCAGCAGUGAGCUUCCGAAUUUUAUUCAAAGUAAGCUAUUUUACGUGGAUAAAAUUAUUGGCACCAAAUCUAGGCUUAGGUAUAGAUUUAAAGAGUCAAGGUAGAUGGGCAGUGAUCACAGGAGGAACCGAUGGUAUUGGUAAAGCAUAUGCCAAAGCACUCGCUGCUAAAGGACUCGAUAUCGUUCUAGUAUCAAGAUCAUUGAUAAAGCUCAGAAACGUCGAAACCGAAAUAAAAGAGAAAUAUGGGGUGGAGACUCGUAUCAUUGAGGCUGAUCUAACCAAAGGUCAAGAGGUUUACUCUAAAAUAGCUGCAGUUAUCGAAGAACUCGAGGUUGGCAUUCUAAUUAACAACGCUGCAAUGGCUUACGAUUAUCCAGAAUUGAUGACAGAAGUGCCAGAAGAAAUGCUGAAUAAAAUAGUGCAAAUUAAUGUGGCUGGUGUGACCGGUGUAACAAGGGUGGUUCUACCAGGCAUGAUAAAACGAAAGAAGGGUGUUGUUAUUAAUAUAAGCUCAAUAACGGGUGAUAUUAUAAGUCCAUAUUUAACAGUCUAUGCUGCUAGCAAAGCUUAUAUCAUUAAGUUCAGUGCUGAUUUAGCUGCGGAAUUAUUUUCGAGUGGUAUUACCGUGCAAUGUAUCAUUCCCGGACCAGUUGCCACUAAGAUGUUAAAAAUAAGGUCAACAAAUUGGAUGAUAUCGACUCCUGAUAAUUUCGCCCAAUCUUCCUUGAAAACUGUAGGAAUCGAAUUAUUAACAACUGGAUAUUUUUCGCAUCAUUUAUUGUACGCAUGUGCGAAGACUCUGGCAUGGGUUUAUAAGAAAGGUGCAAUACAAUUGACAAGUCGGACUAUGUUUAAAUUGAAAAAUAAUUAUCUUAAAUAUAAGAUGAUGAAACAAGAAAAAAUGGAAAAGAUAGAAAAAAAUGAUGCUUUAAUUUAGCAGGCAUCAUCGCGCUAUUGGUAAGUUUCUUUCCGUGUAGAAUGCAGGAAGGAGAUGGACUAUUUGUAUUUUCGAUCCAAGUUACGCUUAAGGCA
Polistes canadensis is the source of this 1073-nucleotide messenger RNA. Its product is annotated as very-long-chain 3-oxoacyl-CoA reductase-like. The coding region runs from base 1 to 978 and encodes 325 amino acids. NCBI's taxonomy places the organism in Eukaryota, Metazoa, Arthropoda, Insecta, Hymenoptera, Vespidae. Gene Ontology annotation, molecular function: oxidoreductase activity. The transcript is spliced from 3 exons. The record is from RefSeq and is a predicted model, not a curated record. Gene Ontology annotation, cellular component: endoplasmic reticulum.